Daucus carota subsp. sativus is the source of this 1771-nucleotide messenger RNA. RefSeq lists its product as uncharacterized. The coding region runs from base 95 to 1642 and encodes 515 amino acids. NCBI's taxonomy places the organism in Eukaryota, Viridiplantae, Streptophyta, Magnoliopsida, Apiales, Apiaceae. The record is from RefSeq and is a predicted model, not a curated record. The transcript is spliced from 5 exons. Gene Ontology annotation, biological process: response to abscisic acid.
UAAGGUCAAAUAAUUUAUAACAAAUGAUGCAUGUAUCCAAAAUACAGCAGACAAAUCCCAAGUCAAGUGUCAUAGGCAAACCUUGUGAAAUUUGAUGACCAGUAAGAUGAGAUAUAUUGGACACAAACCUGGUCCAUAUAUCAUAUAUGCACAUGAAGUAAUUGAAAAUCAAUGUAAUGGUAAUUUGUGUGGCAUAUGUAAAAAGAGAACCCAAAAGCUUCUUGAGCUUCACAAGAUAUGUGAUGUGUCCGAAAAGAAAUGCAUGAAAGGGAAGGAUUGUUUCAGCUUCGGAACCAACUGUUCAGCUAUGGCUCAAUUAUCCGAUUCAUUUAAAAGUAGUAAUUCAUUUCAAACUCCACCCUCAACCUACAAAAGUCCUCAAGCUGAGGUCGCUAAAGUAGAAGAACUUUUACCAGCUGAUGGCGCAAUGCAUCAGUCUCCCUUAACUUCUGGAAAACAUAAUGACUAUGAUGGUGGUGAUCCUGCGCCCAACAGAAAGUCGUCAGUGCUUAACAAAUUUAGGGACAAGGCUAAGAAGCUGAAGAGCACAUUGAGCAGCAAGAGAAUCAGGCAGAGCAAUAUUGACAGCGAAUAUGAUCAUGAAACGGAGAGCAAGAAUGGAAUUGACAAUGAGGAUGAUGAUGAUAAGACUAUCCGCUCUAUGGAAGUUAACUUGGAUGAAGAUGAAAUUGAUGAAGAUCCUGAAUACCUCGGAGCUCCAAUUUAUGAAUCAGUACAAGCACCUCAAGAAUGUAAAGAAUAUGUGAAACAGCAUCCGCGAGAAGUUACUGCGUCAGCUGACAAGCAUAUCAUUGAAAGCUGUGCCAAAAAUGCAGCCAGGAAAGCUAGUGAGCCAGCUCUCAAGACAGUGACAGAAACAGUGUCAGAGAAGCUGGUACCGGCCUAUAAUGCAGUGUCGACUGCAACUCAGGCAAUUACUUCCAAGAUCUCCAGCUUGACUGUUGAAACCACGGGUUUAACAAACAAGACUAGUGAUGGUAGUUCUGGAGAUGCGAGUUCUGAGAGUAGAGGACAGAUACGAAACAGUGGUCCACCUAUGUAUGAUAAAGGCGUUUCUGUCAAGGAGUAUUUGAUGCAGAAACUUGAGCCUGGAGAAGAUGAAAAAGCUCUUUCUCAGGUUAUUACAGAUGCGAUUAGUCCAAAGGGAUCUGAACAAGUUGGAGUGGUGGGGAUGGUGAAAGAUGCUGUAACUUCCUAUCUUCAACCUUCCUCUGAUUCAGCAACAAAGGCUGCAGAGUCCUUGGGAAAAACUAACGUCUCUAAAGAUCAGAACGUAUUGUCAAACAAGGCCUCUAACGUCUCUACAGAUCAGAACUCAUCAUCAAACAAGGCCUCUAACGUCUCUACAGAUCAGAAGACAUCAUCAAACAAGGCCUUUACUGCCUCCAAAACUUUUAACACGAGGCAUGAUCCUGCCUACAAGGCCUCAGAGCAAAAUGCCCCUGCUGCUGACACCAAAUCGUAUUCAUUGUCAGAAAGUUCAGUCGAUGCCAACAAGUUGAAGUCGAAAUCAUGCAAUGCUACUGCAAAUUUAAAAUUAUCAGCAUUUAUCCCCAUCUCUACCAACUCUGAGGAAGGUAACAAAGCAGAAAACCAUGGAAAAGUACUCCAAACCAACUGAAGUAGUGACAUAGCUCACCUCUACGGAACUUUUAGUGUGCAGAUAUAGUGUUUUAAAGUUAUAACUAAUAGGGAAAGUUUAAUAUUCCUCCCUCCCUCAAAAUGGGAUCGACAGGGUGUGUAUAGCUAA